AGUGGACUGUGAAGGCAUCACAAAGUGUCAGAGAGAGAAAGACAGACGGUCAGAGCGUGACCAGCAGAGAGGGAGAAGAGUUCCUGUGAUACGGUCGAUCUCUAACAUUUAAACCUCAUUAUCUUCGUCUUCUUCAUCCUCAUCAUCACCUUCCUCCAUGUCGGUCCUUCCUCUGUGGGUCAAAAUGCUGCGGCAGGUCUGGAGGAUGAAGGGCCUCUUCAUCCUCAUCUGCAGCCCGUUCCUCCUGCUGCCACUCGCUUUCAGCACCACGGUAAUGACCAGUUCGACUAACCAGUAUACUGACUGCUUAAAUGACCAGUUUUAAUUCAACCAGAGUUAAUUCAUUUGAAUCAAUUAUUUAGAUUCACAAAAGGUGGCGUCUGUUUUCCAUCUGACUUCAGGUACCCUUAGGUUUACCUUUGGGUUCCCUUUAACAGGUUUUAAGGUACCCUAGACCGUCAGGAUGUUUGUCGUCUUAAGUGUGUUUUUAGGUUCCCUUUCAAAUCAGUUUCAAGAUCCCAUUAUCUUGUUUCUGAAGCAGUUUGAAGAGUAUGUCUUGAUCUCCAGAAAUUGUCAAAAGUUGCUUUUACUAAUCUGAAUUCCUUCAGCAUGUAUUGUUUUUCUGGGAGUCAGAACAUAAAACAGUUUAAAAUAUUUAAAAGGCAUCUAUUUAAAGGUUCGCUAUAGGCGAUGUCUUAAACCAUCCAGUUGAAAAUCGAAUUAUCUGUUUUAAGUGAGACCGACCAGUUUUUGUUUUUUUUUUAAUAAUCAGAUUUAAUUUUAUUUUCAGAAUUUACAUAAAAACAGACAUUAUUAAGCAGUGUUCUGAUCUAGGGAACAAUCAUUAAUAAACAGGAUUGAAAUAGCGUCGAGAAUGACAAAAGAAAACAGUAACCCUCUCUUUUACAGUACACUUAUUACCAGGUAAUUAACAGGUAACUACCUAGUAACAACAUGAAAUUGUCCGGUAAUUACAUGAUAACUACUAAGUCAAUACUGGCUAGUUUUUCUUUUUUCUGUGCAGCUCCGUUUUCAAUAGCUAUUUGGGGUUCUUAUUUUCUAUGAUUGACACUUGAUACAGCCUAUUGGCGUGUGAAGAUUGCGUAGCGACACGCUGUUUUAGCGGAGCGUAAUCCCAGCGACUCACCCACCGAAUGCGUACAAUGCUACUGCGCAAGUGGUGGUUCCAGGAAGCGAAGAAAAGCCUAGAAAUACCAGAGCAAUUCGGCUUCAAAUUUGUAUGAUGAUGGAAGGUAACCUACCUGGUAGCUAGACAGGAUUGACUUUGUAGUUAUCAUGUAAUUACCAGAUAAUUUCAUGUUGUUUCUAGGUAAUUACCUGUUAAUUACCUGGUAAUAAGUGUACUGUAAAAGAAAACGUUACCAAAAAAGGAUUAAACAUGAGGGGAAAAAAAGGAAAACAAAACAAAAAGAAGGGUAAACGAAGAAAAACCCCAACACAACUCAACAAUGUGUCACCAAAUAAAGAAAUAUGUGUCCUUGUACUUAUUAAAAAAAGGAUUUUUUAUCACCAGUCAGCUCAGUCUGAGACCCUCUAAACCACUGUUUUCCCUCCGUAUAGUUCACUUAAACCUUUAGGCGAGUUAGGGGCCGCCAUGUGUCCCUAAAGAUAUCAUCAUUCCACUUGAAUUUGGCACUUAGCCUUUCCAUCGGAAAAACUAUAAACAUUUCUUUGUACCACUGAGUUACAGUGGGAGGUUUGUCGCUUGUCCAAUUAAGUAGUCUACAUUUUCUGGACAGAAAUAAGAGUUUAUAAAGUAAUUUUGAUCUUCUCUCAUCCAUAACUCUAUUCGUAGGUGGCAGCCCCAACUAACCAGUUUUAAUGUAAAGUUUCUGUCUUUAAGGACCUUCAGUUUUGAGUUUUACCAACCAGUUACAAUCUUACUGUCUGUUUUGUGGUAUGCUUUAACAAUAGAUUUAAAGGCGUCUGUUUAAAUGUAUUUCUAGUAAUAAGACCAACCAGUUUAAAGUAGACGUCUGUUUUAAGGUACUCUGAUCGAAUAGAUGAUUGUUUUAAAGUAUCUGAGGGUGUUAGUUCAACCAAAAACUUAAAUACUCCAAUCUGAUCAGAAUCUAAAAAAGGUUUUGAGCAUCUGCUUCAUAGUACCGGUUUAAAAUUCUAAGUGCAUUUUUCAAGGUACCAUAUGCAAUGGGUUUUCUAACUACUCCAAAUGUAAACAUCUGUUUUAAGGUUUCCUGAGUCGUGAAGUUUGUUUGGAAAUCUUCAGUUGAAAAUUUAGGGCUUUAAUAAAUUAGUUUGUUAUUGUUUCCAAAGUGCUGAAAAGCAACUUAUCCUGCCAAACAGAAUAGAUAUUUCACUCGUGUUAAACUCCAGCCUCAGGAACUGUCUUUGCAGGUUUGAACUGAGGCAGUUUACAUUUACAGGGUUUUCGUAGCUGCAGGUUUGAGUCACUGAUUUACAAACACAUACCAAACUGUUAAAAGUUCAGCAUCUGAAGUUACUGAGCAGCUGUUCAAAAGGAGAAAGACCUGAUCCCAUUAGAGCCGCUUGAAUCUAAUCUAAUCUGCUGUAACAGAUUCACUGUCGGGUCUGAUGUGUGUCUGUUAAAUCCUCUGUCAGCGCUCAAGUCCUGCUCUAAGACAGAUACAGCUGUUAUUAAGGUCUUAACAGGGUUGUGUAGUUGUAUAGUUAGAGAUAAAUGUGGCACUCGCAGGGUUAAUGUUAAAUGGUUCAGGAGAUCUGCGUCAUUUCCACAUUAUUCCACCUCCAUCAUGCACCACAGCCCAGUCUGGAUUCAGUCCAGAAGGUCUCCCGUAACUUUUCCCAGAAAUCCACACUGAAAGGGUUCAUCCUCACAGCAGCAGGAGUCUGUGUCUGUUUUGAGUGUUCGAGGUUUUCUGUCUUUGUGUGACUGACACUCCUCCUCGAAGCUCUGCAGGGUGAAACAAAAACUCACCUGAUAGUUCCUCAGACCUCCCUGUGUUCAGUCCCACCGUGGAGCUACACAUGUUUUCUGAAAAUACUCACUUUUUACACGCCUUUUAGAGUUCUAGUCUGAGUGUUCACUUCAGUUACUCAGGAUAGAUUCUAUUUUAGGAUCUUUUCAGUAAUUAAUUUAAGUUCUUUUAAGGUACCCUGAUACCAUUAUCUUACCUGGAACUUGUUUUGAAGCAGUCUUCAGCGUCUGUUUCAGGUUACCCUGGAGUGACUUUUGUUUAGUUUGAGCAAAUUUCUGUUUCAUUAUUUUGACACAUCUGCUCUGUGUAAGGGUUAUCUUGGGCAUGUUUUAAGUGCGUUUCAAAAAGCCUAAAGCAGUUUCAAAGUGGUCCUUGAUAAGCUGUUUUAUGUACCCUCUAAAUUACCCUUCGGUGUGUUUAAGGAACCCUCUGAUAACUUUUCGAAAUGUUUGAAGGUCCUUUUUCGCGUCUGGUUUAAGGUACCCUAAGGUGACUCUUCUAAGACCCAUUUUCACACCAUUUUCUGACAUUCAGACAGUCUCAGCAGUCUCUCUUCAAUCUGUAAUACCGACUCAGAAGAGUCUGAACCAGCAUAUUAAUGAACCAAAUGUGUAAUCUUUGACUUACCGAGUUUCUUUUCCAUUGUUCUUUGUAUAAAAUCAGCUGCAGGCCUCGUCACAUGUGGAUGUGUCUGUUGGUUUUCAGAAAUCUGACUCUCUGUGGUCACAGCCGGAUCCUGGAGUCAAGCUGUGAACAUGAAAUGAACAGGAAAACCUCUGGUGAUAAACAAACAGGUGUAAAUUCCUUCUCAUAAGGAGCACACGAAUUCUGCCGAUGGGCAUUCAUGUGAGAUAUUUGUUCCACAGCUUGAGUCUGUACCGGUAGAUCUCCACUUACAGAAACUGUUUUUGUUUCUAUAGACGACAACAAGACUGUGAUUUCAUACACACUUGGCUGUUAAACUUUAUGAGAGAAACCGAAAACUGCGGAGUGCGGACUGCUUGCCUCUCCAGUUGUACCAACUUUAGUAAUGACCGCAGAUAGCAAUACAGAGAGCCACGGGCUCAACCAAAACGCCACUCUAUAGCCACAAAUAAUGUUCAGAACAGCACCUAACUUCAUCAACAGGACAUAUAGGGUCCCAGCCAUAGUACUAGUUGCUGUGGGGUGACACAGCUCAAGGAAGAACAUUUAUGAUCGUUUCUUCAUGGCAAAGCAAUCAGACCGAGACGUUAAGGCAGAAGAACUACCACGUCUGCAGUGCAAGAUGAUUACUAUGGUGAUUAUUACUUUAUGGAAAUGAAAAAGUAAUGAUCAUAAAUGUUCUUCCUUGAGCUGCGUCACCCCGCUGUAGUCCGUAAUGGACUCACCCAGUAGGUGUAGGCGUAGGUGAGUUGUGUUUAGACUCUUUGCUAAAGAAAUUAGUCAAAGUUAAAAAGAUGUUUGGUGGCUGGGACCCUAUAUGUCCUGUUGAUGAAGUUAGGUGCUGUUCUGAGCAUUAUUUGUGGCUAUAGAGUGGCGUUUUGGUUGAGUGCGUGGCUCUCUGUAUUCAUUUCUAAAGUUGGUAUAACUAGAGAAGCAAGCGGUCGUCAGCAUUCAUCUCUCAAGGGAUUGUCUAACUCGCGGGUAUAUCCCUUUAAGAAGGCGGUACUGUUUAAUUUGACAAAAGUGACAUUGUGUCUCAUUCAUGGCACAUUUGUAAAUCUGUGUUUUGCACAUAAUCAACAUAAAGUGACAGUCACUCCUGCCCGUCAAAGUGAAAUACCCAAAGUCCCUGCGUGGGCUUCAUUUUAAGCCAGCUCUUGUAGGGUCUGAUGGGUCAGUGGAGUCAUCAGCUGCUUCAGGGUUAAAACCUGUAGAUAAGAGGCGAGACUAAAAGGUCAGAACUACUAAAACAUUGAUGUAUGCUGGAGUAAAGCAUGUCUUUAUAAAAAAUUCUGAAUCAGAUUUAUAAGCGAGAAGAUUCACAACAAAAGGAAGUCGAUGUCUUUCACAGUAAAACUACUUUUUGAAGAUACUGUAAAAAAGACGCGUAUAUAUCGGCCAAGUCCUUCUAUCACCUGUUAUAAGUCCGUUCAAUGUUUUCUGUUUUCCUGUGUGUAUUUGUGAACAGGAAGCAGCCUGUGCUUACGUCAUAGCCCUCAUGGCGGUGUACUGGUGCACUGAGGUGCUGCCGCUGGCGGUGACAGCGCUUCUGCCGACCAUCCUCUUCCCCGUCCUCGGCAUUAUGGAGUCCAAAGAUGUAAGACCGGACAUGCACAUUCAUAAACACGUAUUAACCUGCCAAUUUGGGACGUCAUGAAGGAGUUCAAAUCUAUCCAGCUGUUAAUUUUAAAAGUGUGUGAUAAAGGUGAUGACGACUCUGUCUCUCAGGUGUGCAUGCAGUACCUGAAGGACACCAACAUGCUGUUUGUGGGCGGGCUGAUGGUGGCGGUCGCCGUGGAGCACUGGAACCUCCACAAACGUAUCGCACUCAGAGUCCUCCUGCUGGUGGGAGUUCGACCUGCACUGUGAGUCACUUUGCCUGCAGAACAUUUGGCUGAAAAUAAAGAUUUUGGAUUGUUUUAUUAGCAAGUAGGGGACCUCUAGUUUAGAGUCCCAUUUAGGGUCAGGCUUACCAGGAAGCAGGGGGACAACAAGUCCCUCUACACUUUCAGGAGGAGGAUGAAAAUCUCUGUGAUUUCCAAAAAGAAAGUCAGAUUUUGAUUUGACUUCUCUUCAGUCCACCUUAAAUUGGCAUGGUAGAAAAGGUUUGGUAACCACUUUAAAUCCAACACUAGAUGAAGAUAAAUCCCUCUUCAGGAUUCUGGUGUUCUAUUAUCCAAGCCGUAGCUGCAAAGGCAUAUCUAACGAACCAACCCCUAUCUCAGCAAAAGUCGAUUUGUUAUCAAAACAACCAUGACCUUAUUCUAACAAUAUCUAAAGCAUAUAUGUUUUCAAAUAUUUGAAAUUUUACCUGUUGUUUUAAGUGACCAUAAUCUGGGUUUGUGCAAUGUUGACUCUCAGAACUGGGACACCUCUGGAAACUCUUACUGGUGCACUCAUCUGUACUGUGACCUCCAGAGUUGUGACUCUUAAAAAUAUCUGAGUUAAUACAUGGUUGAUUGUUGACACUAAAAAGAGACAGCAGAAGGACUGUGGUGGCUCAUGGUCAGAACUUUUGACUUAGAGUAAGAGUUGGACCUGGAGGUGUUUUCUAUUCUCACUGCCAGAUAUUUUGUUAGAAGUAAAAUCCUCUGGACAAACAUCAUCACUGUAACUUAGAACAAACGGUCUAUUAUCUAUUCUGACCCCAGGAGUGUCAGGCUUAUAAUUAACUCAUCCCAUCAUCAUGCUGAUCAUUUUAUGCUUGGUUUGGCUUAUAAUGCCCAAAUUAAUUUGCAUGAUGCUAAUCUACAGGAAGGCUAACAGGAACUCUGUUUAGUGAAGAGUCAAUGAACCACCAAAGUCUGUUGUGUUAAUCCUUUUACAGAGACAUCAUCCUUCUCACGUUAAUCAAUCCAGUAUACGCUGAGAUUAGGUAAAAGCUGCUCUGAGAUUCUCACGGUAUGAUAACCAUAAAUUUUAAACUGGUGACAAAACAGACUGAAAUUAAAAUCUAUCCCUCUUUAUGACCUUAAAAUUUUAAUCAAACCAUUUAGAAGAAAAGUUACCAUUUCUACAAACCAUUGCAGCUUCAAUCAAAACAAUCCCAGUUUCGCUGCACUGUGAAAACAGUGUUGGAUUCUGGGUAAAAACAAUGACUUUUCUCCAUUGAAGACCAUUUAUUCUUUCGUCAAACAACAUAUUUGGUACAUUGUUAAUCAUGUAUGUUCAGUUAAAACACUAAAUAAAGCCAAAAGGACUGAUGUUGUGUUGUUUUCCUACAACAUGCACAUUCAUUGACCUGAUACACAUAAGUGAUGGGGCUGACUCUGAGUUUCACCGUCACUUGGCUUUCAUUGUAACUUUAAAGGGACUGGUAAUAGUAUGAGAGAAAUAUGUAGACUUCUUUAAAUCCCAGCAUACCUUCAAACUGGUUACCGGCCCACACCUCAUUGAGACGUUUACCCUAUAAGCACCAUUGAGCUUGAAGAAACGCUGUCCCUGAUACAGAAGGUGUUCCCAGUCCAGAUGAGACUUGUGCCAGACUUCUACCGAGAUCCAUGUUUUUGGUCCACCACUCUUCCAGUCUAAUUUUGCUCCUUGUUCCUUCAUCUGUCAACACCCACCAGCUGCACUUUCAGAGUGUGAAUUCCCGUGUUGAUUACAGAGUCAAUGUUUUCCUUGAUGCGUUGUUCUGCAGCAUCCAACAAAAACAGAAUCCAUACAUGUCUGCUGUAAGAUCUGAAUGGCCUGACCUGAUGGGCAGAAUACAAGCCUGGUGAAAUUUAAGGGUUAUAACUUCCUUGGUGAGUUUUGGGCAAACCUCAGGACAGUCCCUGGACACCAAUUCUGAAUUCCUGUGGUGUCUCCAAAGACCUGAGACAAAGUUUAUUGGUCUUACUGGUUCACUUUUCACCUUCAGCACUUUAAGGUCUGGUGUCCAGUGGCCCCCUUCCUUUUGAAAAGGGUCAUCAAAGGGUCAUCAUAUUGUUAUAACCUUCUCUUUCCUUGGAUUACAGGUUGAUGUUGGGCUUUAUGGGAGUGACAGCCUUCCUGUCAAUGUGGAUUAGCAACACAGCUACCACAGCCAUGAUGGUUCCUAUUGUCCAGGCAGUCUUGGACCAACUCAAUGGCAACGUAGACCCUGAGCCCACUUCCCAGAGUCAAAGAAAGAUUGUUAUUCUGCACCAGGACCAUCAGGAGAAAACCAACAGUCCGAGAAUCCUGGAGACUGGUAGGAUUGAAACUUCAUGGACUAUGUUCAUUGUGUCCUCAGCAAAGACCUUGUUCUGUGUAUCCUAUACUAGUUGAUGUUGUAUGCAAAGACUGUAUCAGUAGGACCCCUAGAAGAGGGGGCACUGACACUGAACAAUUAAUAUUUCUUUUCCAGGUCUAAAUGGUCCAACUUUAGUUCAAGACAACUCAGAGAAAAGCAGCAACUUACAAGACAACACGUCUCCUGAAGAGAAAGUGUCUUCAGAGGGUCAGAUGGACAAACAGGAGAUCGUCAAACCAACACCACAGGACAAGCCUCCAUCAGACUGCACCAACAGUGAGCCCGGUGAGUCCUAAGAGACUUAAGUAAUAUAUAUCCAUCCAUGUGCUCUUCUCAAAUCUCACUGUUCCUACCAAUGAAGCGCUAACAAAUCCGAACGAAAUCAUGCCAGAGUUCUUUUGAGUUAUUCUGGUGAUCCGUCUGUUGUAGUGGUCGUGUCAGUGGAGACUGUCUGCUGUCAGAUGGAGCUGGAGGAGCUGAGUGACAUGGAGGAUGAGAGGAAGACGAUGAGUAAAGGACUCUUACUGUGUGUGUGCUAUGCUGCAAGCAUCGGAGGCAUUGCCACCCUGACUGGAACCGGACCAAACCUGGUUCUGAUUGGACAGAUGAGCCAGUAAGUCCCGAUAAUGCCUAACUGAUACUUCCUAAAUCAGCCAAACAAACACUUGUGUUUAUGUCUGAGUCGUGGUUUAGUAGCUGCAAAGUUGUUCUUAGUUUAAACACUCAUACGUGCCUGUGAAAACAACUGCCAACACAAUACAUGCUAAUUUUGCUAGCAUGAAAGUAGCACAGACAACAAGGACCAUCUGACAUUUUAAGCAACAUUGCGAACUUGGAGGUUAAGUUCGGUAACUGAAUCAACUGAGAUGAAAUCUAGCAGAUAGAUAGCAGCAAAAGAGGGUCAUAUCGUACACCCCAGAGUGUUCAAGUAAAAUUGAGUGUUAAAUAGAACAGAGGAGCUGGAGAUGCUGGAAUUUCGCCCUUGUCUCCACACACUAUGACACCAAUUUCUGGAAGCUAGACUAGGGAAACCCUUGUUGAUAUCUCCUCACAAACCAGCUUCACCUCUAUCCAAUACACGCCAAAUACUCAAACCAAAACUGUCACCAAGCUCUCCAUCAUGCGCACUCUACAGAAUUUUCAGAAACAGUCACAGAUACUCACAGAGACUCAACAGUUCCCAUUGUGCGCACAGUAAAAAGUACAACCAUUUGACCUAGCAGGAAAGAGCAGGAAAAUCUAUCCCUUUUAGAUCCUGUCUAAUACCGUUAGCAUGUCAUCAGACUCAAAAUUUGUCUUCUCGUCAUGAAAGUUGAAUUUCCUGUUUGGAUCUCUCUCCUAGACUCUUCCCUCAGAACGGUGAUGUGAUCAAUUUUGCAUCCUGGUUUGCAUUUGCAUUCCCCACCAUGAUUCUGACCCUGAUACUGGCCUGGUUUUGGCUGCAGUUCCUCUACAUCGGCUGCAAGUGAGUAGCAUCACCAGAGCAUCUGAAACACACGAACAAAAUUGGAUUUCGUUGAGACCCUCUGGUGCUUGAAUCAAGUGCCCAAAAUAAUGAACCAUCCACCUUUACCAAACCAAGUCUUUCACCUGUUGCAGCCUGCGGAAGACAUGGGGUUGUGGGGCGGUGCAGUCAGAGAAGGAGCGAGCAGCGUACGAGGUGAUCAGAGAUGAACAUCGGCGUCUGGGGAAGAUGAGCUAUGGAGAAUUUAGCGUGCUGGCGCUCUUUACCCUAAUGGUGGCACUGUGGUUCACACGGGAUCCACGCUUCAUGGACGGCUGGGCCACCCACAUCUUCAACUCCAAGGCAGAGUGAGUGCUGAACGGGUGAAAGAGAUUUGUCAAAGUGUGUUCAAACUGUGUUUUUGGAUUAGAGCCUUUCCUUUUUGUCCUUUUAUGGUGAAAUGUAUUGCUCAUUGUGAAUAUUUGCUGUGAAGGUGUUAAAAAGGAACUAUUUUUCUUUGGCUGACCGUCCAUCCCCUGCCAUGACACCGACCUCCACACGCUAAAGUAUCAUCCUGCUAAUGAUGGUUUUGUUUGCUUUUGGCGGUCAUAAAGAGGCAUCAGGACCAGUUUGCAAUGGUAACCUGAACACUGACAAAUAAAGGGAAUACUUUGACCAGCUUUUAGGCGAGAUAUUCCAAAGUGUCGUAGACACUCCAAAACACAAUUACAUAGUGCUCACGAUGGCGUUGGCCACUGCAGCAUAAAAUCCACAUGGAAGUACAAACUAUGCCGUACCAAGCUCACCACAGGAUCUCAGCUGCGGAUUUAAAGACUUUAAAGAGGCACUGAAUCCUUAAACAGCUGUGUGGGUUCAUUUUUAACAGGAGUGCCGCCUUGAAUACAUCAGCCACACUCCUCCGUUAGUGUAUGUUGGGUCAGUGCUGCUCCUGCAUUAAUAUAAAGUGGAAGAAAGUCCCUGUUUGGAGGAAUGAAUGAACCCAAGCUGCAGCUGAACGCAGACCUGGCCUCGGGGCAACUUCCCUGAACACACAGGAAUAAGAAGUGAAGAGCAAACAUGGGAAGCGUCCCGGGUUCAAACCAUAGACUUUGGCAUCACGUCAGCGGUGCAGGGUCCAGCUGUGCUGCAGAGCUGAUCGCUGCCACUGCAUGAACUAAGAUCACCUGCACGUUGCACCAGGCUAACUAGAUGUCUAGUUCCUAGGUUUUUAUGUUUGCACAAGCUGCAGCUUAUCUUACUAUCAGAGGAAAGCAAUGUGUCCGAAUUGCAGAAAUCAAACACUAGAAUGGCAGUCCAGUCCAAACCUUCACGAAUAACAUUCAUAGAGACCUUUCACCUUAAUCUGAAUCCAAAAAUCAAGUUUUUAGACGUGAAACAGAAGAAAUAAAUCAAAGCAUGUCUGUUAGUUUCACUCUGUUAGCCAGAGCCUGCAGGGUAACAUAAUGUGGAAACUCAUAUCAAGAUUCAGAUCAUGCGCGAUCAGUCAGUACAUAAACUCUUAAAGGUAUUUACGCUUUAAGGGUAAGUAAAGUGGAAUAAAAGAACAUCAAUAUUUAUAUUUGUGAGGGGAUAAAAAGCAUGAACAGUCAGCUGAUUUUCUCCGGAGAGAUUCUACUUUAUUUUGCCGCUGACAUGGUGCAAACUGACCUUAGACCGUGUUAUGUAAUCUCAUUCAGGUUCACGCUGGUUGGAAAAUCAAAUGGAGAUUCGUUGGCACGUUGUCUUCUUACUAGGAAAGUUUGCAAUGCUCUCUGUCACCGGGGAAAUCAUUAAGAAAAGAUGCAGAUUAAAGUCGACCUGUUGGUUUUCACCACUGAAUUCAGUGCCUUAAAGAGCUGGACUCUAGGAAACCAUUUGGACCUGAUUUAAUGGAUCAUUAUAGGCAGGCAGGCAGGCAGGCAGGCAGAUCCAUAUUCAUAUCAUUUCAUAGCUGAGCCUCUUGCACAUCUUAUUACCCUCAACGUGCUGACUAAGGAAAUUUUAAUGAUAUGGAAAUCUGCUGUUGUUCUCUCAGACUGGUUAUGGCCCCAGUUUUUUAAAUAAAUACGGACUACUUUCUGAUUUGUCUGUGUCGGCUGAAAGUCUACAGUCGCAUUAGUGUUCAACUAAAAGAGUUUUAGCACACUAAUUCAAUUUCAUUAACAUAUCAAUCCGGUUUCAGUAAAUGCGCAGCACUAUCACAGCAGCACUGAAGGUGGUAAGUGAUGUUUCUGAGCUCUUAAAUCAGACUAAUGAGGACUGAACUCUCUGAAGAUGCAGUGGUUUUUAGAUGAUCGUAGGGAUUGGUCUUGGUGCAUUAGGCACAAUGGUUUAUGCCUUAAAGGGAUAUUCCGGCGUAAAUGUUCUUCCUUGAGCUGUGUCACCCCGCUGCAGUUGAUGGUCUCUAUCCAAACAAGCUGCUGCUGGAAGAGAGUAGGUGAGUGGCUCUCUGUAUUGUUAUCUGCAGUCGUUACUAAAGUUGGUAUGGCUAGACAAGCAACCGGUCGGCAACAUUCAUCUCUUGUGGGGGUGUCUAACUCUGUGUUACGGUGUGUUUGACCCUAACUUAGUUGUACCAAAUAGUUGUACCACAGGGCUCCAGUGUUGUCAGAUACUGUGCUCCAUUUUUACACAGAUGACACUAAGCUGUUAAAGUCCGUUUUAACUGCUGUGGGUCUGUUAUAAGCCCCCCUUUUGUGUAAGAUCCUGUUGAGGUACCCUUUAGUUUUUAUCGAAGGCUUGAUUUGAUGUCACUUUUGUAUAAAGGUAUCCAUAAACACUGGAACAAAGCAUGCCCCCUCACCUUUUACCUGUUUUCCAAUCCAUACGCACUCAUUCAUAAACUGCCUGCCGAGUCACAUGACCUGGAGAAGACGUCAGUCAUUGAUCUGUUUGUCCUGAUUGCUGUUUUUGGUCAGUUGGCUGUCAUGUUUUCAUUGAAUGUGGGCCAAGAACACAGACAAGGUCGGCUCUUUGACGGGGAUCAGAGGAAAAAAAACAUGUCAGCAGUUCUCAGAAGAGCUGAAGAUUAAAUCAUUUUGUUUUGGAUAAUCAACACACCCUCGACAACUCCAUCGUUCCACCUCAACUGACGGAUGUUAAACUUGUUGAUCUACAUUCACAGUUUUUUAAACGAUUUGAAAACAACUUUUUGUGAAAUCACUUUUUCUUUUUUCUUUUUUUCUUCUUUUUCAAGAUUCUGGGAAACUUUUGCAAGAUCCACAUUACUUCAUUCAAAGGACUUUUGUAUCACAAAGAGAAUUUUUGAGAUCCAGUGAUGAUUUUGUAAAAUAUUGAGAAAGUGCCAUAGAAAACUUUGAAAGUUCCUGAGUAACUUUUUCAAGAUCUUGUAAGCCUCUUGUAAGGUCAUGAAAAAGUUUUGUGAGACCUACAAAAACCUGUUAUGAACCUGAGAAAUAUUUAUCACAUCAAGCUGAACUUUUGCAAGAAAUCUUAACAAUGGACCUAAAAACUUCUUGUGAGACUCUGUAAAAUUUUUGCAAGAUUAUGAGACACUUCUGUGAUAAACUGACAAGAUUUUGCAAUACGCCAAAAAGCUUUCUAGAAAAAAAAUUGCGAGAUCUAAAGAAACUAUUUGAGAUUCUCAAAAUCUGUUUUAAGAUCAUGAGAUACUUGAGUGAUCACCUGAGAGAGUCUUGUAAGAAUUUGAACAACAUUUGUGAAAUGCUGCAAAACUUCUGCAAGUUUUCUAAAAAUGUUUUAAGAAAAAUUUACAAGGUCCUAAUAGAACCUCACAAAACUCAGAGACCAGAUCCCUUAGAUCCCCAAAACUCUAUAUUAGACCUCCAAAAACUUUCUCAAGAGUCUGAACAUUUUUAAAAAAGAUUUUCAAGAACCAGAGAUACUUUUUUGAGAUCAUAAAAAAGUUUUGAGGGAGUCUGUGUCACAUAUGUUGUUGCAUAAAACAGAUACUCUUGCAAACCACUGACAGACUGUUGGAAAAUCUGUGAACUUUUAAGAUCCUGAGAAACUCUUGAACGAUCGUUAAAAAAAGCUAUCGCAAUAUAUGUAGAAAUACUUCUGUGAGACUGCGAGAAACUAUUGUAAGAACUUUGAAACUUUCAUGAGAGUCUGAGAAACUUGCAAGAUCAAGGAAAACCGUGAGCGACGUCUCAGACCACCUCAGAAACUUCGCAUGAUCCAGAAGAACUUGUGUGAGAUUCUGAAGAAAGUUUCUCAGGAUCAUGUUUGACCCAAGUCUUCCUCCUCAUGAACCUCGGGGGAUUCCAUGCUGAUAAGGGGGCUACAUUUGUUCAGUCUGACAGAAGGCUGUUUGUCCAAAAAGCUGCAGAAGAUAAUGUGAUGUCCUGGUUUUGAAAGAGGGCUUUGGGUGGGAUGGGGCUGUCUGUCACCUUGGCCCUUCGGUUUGUGUAAACGAACGAUUUCCACAUGAUUCCUGGGGGCACAGGUUCAUGCUGGAGCUCAGAUUUUUGCAGAAGUCAGACUUCAAACGGUUAAAAAAACCAGAGUUAAAAAUAACGGUUCAACUUUUACCUCCAUUAAGCCUUUAUCUGUAACAUAAGCAAAGCGCUGUUUUAUCACUUGUAUUACAUAAAAAGUGAAACGUGGUGCUAAUAUCCCGAUUCUUUUGGUCGCCGGGUGCAUGUCAAUAUACACUCUGUGGUGAAAUUUUCAUCCAUGAACUGAACUGGUCGUGUUGCAGCACGAGGCACAAGUGAACAUGAGACCAUGAGAAUCAAUAACGGUUGGAUGAAGAUAGAGAUGUACGAUGGUGUGGAACAAAGAUCUGAACUUGUUGGUUUCACUUAAAAGGUUAAUGCAAAUUCCAGAUAAAGUAUAGUAACUAGUUUUCCUGCAGAAGCUUAAGAUUGUGGGGAUGGAAGGUAGAACCACUGGUAGAUUCAAAGCUUUCCAUUCGGACUCAGCGCAAUGACUGCAUGACCGAUGAUGUUGCACCAACACACCUGUCACAAUCCUUUGACCCUCACUGUGAAUCAAGUCUUAAGAUUAAACUCCUUAACUUGGGACAAAGACUCAAUCUCAAAAUUAGAAGUGUGUAAAAAUCCAAUCAUUGUGUUUCUGCAGGUUUGUCACCGAUGCGACCGUCUCUCUGUUCGUCGCUGUUUUGUUGUUCGUUCUCCCCUCUGAGCCCCCUCGCUUCCUCUGCUGCUGGAAGAGCUCUGAUACAGGUAACACAUGUUCAAGCAAGUAACACACACAACAUCGUGAAGUAAAGCUUUGAUUUAAAAUGUGUUUUUAUCCAAUCAGAGUCCCAGUUGUCACGAGGCCCCGCCCCUCCUCUGCUCACCUGGCAGGUGACUCAGAAGAAGAUGCCCUGGAACAUCGUGCUGCUGCUCGGAGGAGGCUUCGCUCUCGCCAAAGGCAGCGAGGUGUGUGUGUGUGUGUGUGUGUGUGUGUGUGUGUGUGUGUGUGUGUGUGUGUGUGUGUGUGUGUGUGUGUGUGUGUGUGUGUGUGUGUGUGUGUUUAUUCAGUUGUAUAGUGACUUUUUGGUAUGACUGAAGUUGGACACUUGGGACUGUAGCAGGAAACAUCAAAUAUUCUUUUUCUCUGUGCUAACCAGAACGGUGUGUUUGUUUCGUGUGUCUUUCUGUGUUUGGGGGGUGGGGGUUGUCAGGAGUCCGGUUUGUCCCGUUGGCUCGGCACACAGAUGACACCACUCCACUCAAUCCCUCCAUGGGCGAUAGCCAUCAUCCUCUGCCUCCUCAUCGCCACCUUCACCGAGUGUGCCAGCAAUGUCGCCACAGCAACGCUUUUCCUGCCCAUCCUGGCCUCCAUGGUAAAGAAACAAGUUCAUCGAUGUUUAACAAACGCUGAAUUCAAACGGACAGGGGUUGUAUCGGACAGACUCACAUGAGAAUCUUGUAGGAGACCGCCUCUAGUGGACACUUAGGGAACUGCAGAUUUUGGCUUUAUUUCUGAGCACUACUCUGUUACAAGACAUCUCAAACUUCUUAAAAUCUAUUUUGGAGACAGUCUCUGGUGGACACUUAUAGAACUGCAGGUUCUGAGUCGUUUAUUUGCUUCUAUUCCAAGCGGCUUCCUUUUUACUUAAAAUACAAAAAAACUUAUGACAUUUUAGCCGAGGAAACUGAAGUUAUUGCGUGAAUUUAAGCGACGAUUGUGCUAAAUCAGUUUGCUCCUUUUUCCGCAACAUUGUUUUGCGUCCAUAUUUUGAUUUUCUACUAACAGACUAUUCUAUCUUUUCUGAUUCAGUCCCAAUCCAUAAGCCUGAACCCUCUGUACGUGAUGAUCCCCUGUACGCUCAGUGCUUCAUUCGCCUUCAUGCUGCCAGUGGCCACGCCCCCUAACGCCAUCGUCUUCUCCUAUGGUUUACUCAAAGUUUCCGACAUGGUGAGUCGUCCUUAUUUGGUGAGGAAAAUGGAAGAUUCGCACCCUCCUAUGAAGUCAUUUUAACCUUCUGUUCCUCCUCUUCUUCCUCUUACUGUAGGCUCGAGCUGGCGUGGUCAUGAACAUUAUCGGGAUUGGCUGUAUCAGCCUCGCCAUCAACAGCUGGGGUCGCGUCAUGUUCGACCUAGACACGUUUCCCUCAUGGGCCAACGCCACAGCGCCAGUUUGAAAGCAACAGCCGGCUCCUCUUCCAACCAGGGACUCUGUUUGUACUGUUUUUUGUAUGUUUUCACGCUGCAGCUGAAUAACGCUGCUUCUGAGCCACAGAAACAUGAACUACAAGUCCAGAACCUUCUCCUGACCAGUGAGGAGUUCAUCACUCAAAGAGUUUCCUUCAAGCUCUGGAUAAACCCGACCAAAAGACAUUUGGGCAUAGAUAUUUUGUUCUGUUUGCAGCACUUACUCAGGUUUAGCGUAAACCUCUGGACCUGUAUGAUUAGUUUUUUAGUUAAUUCUGGUGUUUUGAGGUGAGUCCCAUUAUUGUUUUAUUUCACUGACCAUACUACCUUUAGGUUUUUGGAUGUUAACAGAUAUUAAGAUUGAAUUUUGGCUCUUAAUUUAAAAUCUUUGUUGGGCAAAUUUGGUUUACCCCAAAUUACACUUGAAAAACUGAAAUCUAACUGUGUAUUUGCCAUCUUUUUAUAAAUGUAUGUCAUGAUUCUUGAAAUUAACAGCAUUCACCUGACAAGGCUCAUUUCACAAACCUGAUGAGUUCUUCUGGUGCGCAACCAUUUUGUUAUACACAACAGGUGUAAAAGGUGAAAUGUACACUUUUGUCAGUUUGAUUUCUGCUGUUCAGAGGAAAUACUGAAGUGAAGUAAACACGACUAUUUGCAUCGGCAUAACUGGCACAGGAAAAGAUGAGGGGUAAAAUAGUCCAGCUCAAGCCUGGUUUAAGUAGAAUGGAUAAAAUUCGAAUAAAUCGGGGACUUAGUCCGACCUCUCUGCACACUGCGCUCCAUUUAGUGCCCAGAUUUUGUGCCACUUAACAACCAAAAUGUUGUCAUGUACACACACCCUACUUUUACUUUGAGCCAUGCAGUUUAAAAGGUUUACAUCAUUCAAUCUUUAAGAGUUUCAGGCAGGGAAAUAUACUAAUUACAAGGAAUUCAGACCUUUAUGUUUGCCUUUUUUAUCUGGAAAUAAUGUGUUACAUCUGGUUAAUGUGUCUCAUAUAUUCAUUGGAAGUUUGUUAAAAACACUUGGUAGGAUAUGAGGGGUGUCUUUACCGCUUAAAUGUAAAUCUGUGCCAUUUAUCACGAACAGCAGGGGAAAGUUGUCUUCAUGUCGUCUUGCAGACAGACCCUACAAAUCCUGAGUUUUAACUCCUCAGCAUCCUUUUAAUCUGUUGACUGUAAGUCAAUCACAGUUUGUUUGUUUGUUUGUUCUGGGUUCACAGUGCUGUGGUAAACCAGAUUUUCUCUGAGUUUAAGGCAUAACUUACUAUUUAUAGUGAGGGGAAGACUCAGAAGAAACUUUACCAAUAUGGAAACAUCUAAAAAAAAGGGGAUAAAACAACUCUUAUUUCUAUGAAUUAAAAGUAUUUGUAGUGAUUAGAUGUGUAUUUGUGUUGUUUUCUAUUUAAAAUUUUGGGUUUUCAGUGAGGUAAAUGUGUGUCAACUCGUGAAUGUGUAUUGUAUAUAUGUAACCUCUGGUGUUUUGUACCAAUAUGUUGCUAACAGUUUUAUUUGUUGUUAAUAAAACUUGAUCUUUGAAUAAAAGUGUGAUGAAAAUCCUUGAUUUCUGAUUAUUUUAUUUCUAAUAAUGUGAGUUAUCCGCCCACAUGCAGGAGUUUAGACCUGAUUAUAGUGAGUCUGCAGUUUUACUCAACUAUAGUUGUAUUUUUGAUACAUGUCUAUUUAAUAUAUAAAGCAUUUUUCUGUUGAAAUAAGUCAGCGGUUAUCAUAAUACUUAAAAACAUCCUAAAUGAAUGAAAAUGCUUCACUAAUUCCAAAGCAAU
Molecule: messenger RNA, 17615 nt
Organism: Xyrichtys novacula (pearly razorfish)
Lineage: Eukaryota; Metazoa; Chordata; Actinopteri; Labriformes; Labridae
Source: the annotation of a GenBank genome assembly